AACGAGAGACUGGGAAUCCGGGGGCUCCAGAAUUGAGCGUUCAGUUUUGAAGAGAGACGCGCGUUGCGAGCAGCUCACCACAUUCAGUUUGUAAAACCGACGUCGUCCAGAAAGGAUCACAUAACAGCGAUGUCCGUGGAAGGAGACCAGCACGUCCAGACACCGGAAGGAGAGGAUGAGGAUGCGAUGGGAGCUGGUUCGACGAAGGAGACCCUUGGACUGACGCCAGCUGAAAAGAGGAUCCUGAAGAGCACCUGGAACAGCGUCAGGAAGGAUCUCGGAAAAAACGGCAUAGCCUUGUUCACAAUAUUCUUAAGGGAUUACCCGAACCACGCCGUCUAUUUUAAGCACUUUAAGGACACGACGCAGGAAGGAUUGAAGAUUGAUCCGAUCGUGAAGAUCCACGGCAUCCGGGUGCUUCGCGAAGUUUCGUUGAUCGUUGAUAACUUGGAAAACCCGGAGACGGUGCUGCUGAUGCUCAGGCAGAACGCGCAGAAGCAUAAGGUGCACAAGAUCAGCAGGAAGGCGUACGAAGAUUUAUCGUUGUCUUUCGUUAAGAUGGUCGAGAACCAUAUGGGUGAGGAAAAGGUGAGCGCGGAGGCGAGAGCCACAUGGACCAAGGCCCUGAAGAUCAUCUUCACAGUUAUCGUGGACUUGAGCCGAGAGGAAACUUAAACGCUAUGGCAACAAUCCCCUCGGCUAGAGCAUCUUUACAGCACCCUCGAUUUUAAGUUCAUAUAAACUUCUCUCUUACACACUAUUAUUAUAUUGUAUUUUUAUGAUUAUAUUUAACUCUCUGUGCAUAACAUAUCAUUAAUUUUUUU
Molecule: messenger RNA, 824 nt
Organism: Nicrophorus vespilloides
Lineage: Eukaryota; Metazoa; Arthropoda; Insecta; Coleoptera; Silphidae
Product: globin-like
Exons: 5
Coding region: 130-675 (181 amino acids)
Molecular function (GO): oxygen binding; heme binding
Source: RefSeq, a predicted model, not a curated record